Messenger RNA from Clupea harengus (Atlantic herring), 2168 nucleotides. Its product is annotated as peptidase M20 domain-containing protein 2-like. Lineage: Eukaryota; Metazoa; Chordata; Actinopteri; Clupeiformes; Clupeidae. Gene Ontology annotation, molecular function: dipeptidase activity. The record is from RefSeq and is a predicted model, not a curated record.
AUGUCAUCUGACUGUUUUUUAAAUGCUGGACAUUUGUGAUAAAACUUAUAUCUAAAUAUAAGAUAUAGCAUAUACCUUGGUAUUUUUGCAGUUUGUUAAAUGAGCCUUUUAUAAUAAGUGUGGACUCUUAUUCUGAAGAAAAAAGACGGAUGGGGCCAUAUAUAAACUUUCGUUAUUGUCGCUGGCAGACACCGGCAGACGGUUGGAUUUCAUGUAAACAUUCCACCUAAACAAAAUGCUGAGGUUGCAUUCAGGUCCUCGAAGUUACCCCUAGAGUAGUGGUCGUAUCUUUCUGCCUUUGUUAAUUUCCAUUGUGCUGCAGGUGCGAUAUUGUUGGUGGCAAUGUCGUCUUUUGACUGUACGCAAAAAUUGAAACGGGACAUUGUCAACAGUAUAGACGAGGCAAAGUUCAAACUGCAAACUCUAAGUCAUGAGAUAUGGGGCUGCCCAGAGCUUGCAUACCAGGAAAAACAAUCGCAUGAUACGCUCGCGCUUUUUUUCUCAAAUGAAUCUGGAUGGAUUGUUGAAAGUCAUUUCAUUUUAGAAACUGCAUUCCGGGCAACUUGGGGUCCAUUUGGUGGCAAAGAAGGCGAUAUAGUUGUGAAUAUUGGAUUUUUGUGUGAAUAUGAUGCAUUGCCAGUUAUUGGUCACGCAUGCGGACACAACCUGAUAGCAGAGGUCGGAGCUGCAGCAUCCAUAGGGCUAAAAGGUGCACUUGAGCGCGAGCCCAACUGUCCAGUGCGUGUCAAGGUCACUGUACUUGGGACCCCAGCUGAGGAGGACGGAGGGGGCAAGGUGGACUUGAUCCUGGCUGGGGAGUUCAAAGACAUGGAUGUUGUCUUCAUGGCCCAUCCCGCUCAGGAAGAUUUAUCAUUCAGCCCGUGCAUGGCUAUCACAGACUGCACGGUGAAGUACCACGGCAAAGCCUCACACGCGGCCGCCUAUCCUUGGGAGGGGAUUAAUGCGUUGGAUGCUGCCGUGCUGGCAUAUAACAACCUGUCUGUGCUGAGGCAGCAGCUCAAGCCUGAAUGGAGGCUUCAUGGUAUCAUCAAACAUGGUGGAGAAAAGCCUAACAUCAUCCCAGACUACACUGAGCUUGAGUUUUAUCUCCGCACACCGGUGUACAAAGAUCUCUCUGAGCUCAAAGCCAAAGCAGAGGCUUGCUUCCGAUCUGCUGCCCUUGCAACUGGUAGCCAAGUGGAAAUAACUUACCCUAAUCAUUCAUAUUCAAAUAUUCUUCGAAACACUACACUGGAGAACCUCUAUAAAGAAAAUGGGAAGGCGCUUGGAAUGGAAUUUAAAGAAGUCCCAAACCAUUUUGUUGGGUCCACCGACUUUGGAAAUGUGUCUUUUGUGGUCCCUGGAAUACACCCCUUCUUUUACAUUGGAUCUCAGGCUCUAAAUCACACUGCACAGUACACAGAAGCUGCCGGUGCAGAGAAGGCCCAAUUGUACGCUCUUCGCACAGCCAACGCUCUGGCCAUGACUGCUGUAGACGUCCUCUUCAGGCCAGACGUGCUGCAGAGGGUGAAGGAGGAGUUCACCCAGGCCAAACUGAAGCAGGAGUGAGGACUGAGCACUCGCGUCAGCCCAAGUCAGCCCACAUGUUCGUGAGGUACUUCUUCAUCUCUGACCAACUUCGUGUAUGUCCGAGGUUUCACAUCUCACCGAGAAUUCAGCAACUGUUGUUGCAGAUAUUUGUUCUGUCCACACAUACAUCCUCUAAUGCUGUGUUAUAAAAUCUUAAUUUAUGAAAAUCUUAAUCUUAAGAUCUUAAAUGAUGACAAAGGCCAUGGAAGCAUCUUGAAGGCAUAAUUACAUUUGGUUUUUCAUCACAUCAAAACAUCACAACAGCUUUCAGAAAACUAUAUUUAUUGACUAUUUCUACUCUGCAUAAAAAGCUUUUCAAGUGUUAAGAAUGCUAACCAUGUUUUUGUAUGGUUAAUUGUCUCUCCAUGACCACUGUACACUACUGAGGUCUCAAGGUUCCACAGUUCAUAUCAGUAGUAUUUUCUGGGUAACUGCAUAAUUUUGUGAAAACCCAUCUCAGUUGAUUUAGUCGUUUGUGCAUAAAAAUACAUGUACACGUUGCGAACUAUUAUAUUUUUAAGACAAUUAAUUUAUGUUACUAAACUGAAACAUUAAAUGUCUAUGUAGUUUCAUCAGAA